CAUGCAAAUCAGCUGAUUGAAGAUCUGAAGCAAGACUGAAAUCAACAUUUGGACGUUUUGUUUUGACUUCAACAUACCUUGCAUGCUUCGUCUUCACCACUGCCAAUGAUGACACACCUGCAUAUACGUAAAGUGGUGCAACGAGGUAAAGACCAAAGCUGUUGAGAAGGAGUUGGAUGAAAUUUCCUGAGAACCCUUCUUUCCCUCUCUUGCAUUUCUGCAGCUACACAACAGAGGAUCUGUAUUUGGAACUUCUAGCAGGAGGAUUUCACAUGUGAGUGUGUUUGCAUGUAACUUCAUCAGGCUGGGAAUAGACCCAGGGACGCUGAAUCCCUCUGCUCUGGCUUGGCGCUAAACCAGUGUGUGUCAGCUGGUGUGUGAUAACAACUGGAGAUAACGCCACUCAAGGGCACACAUGGUCAUGAACCACCAUUAGCUUACUGUGAUUGAAAACUAUCUAAAUGUGGUUUGGAAAUCUUGAAGGAACGUCACAGCCAGCAGUUGAGUGUGUGCCAUUGAGGGGUGGCGAUUUUCUCAGAUUGCUGGGUUGCUUAAUUAACCCUUUGUGGUUUGGGAAUCACACCCAGAGUGUCUAAAAACAAAGGCAAACAAGGGACGAAGAUGACUUAAGGCCGGCUUGUGACACUGAAAUUACUGAAGAAGAAAGGAGCUUACCGCAGAUGUCCACAUCAUGACUCUGACCUGGGCAGGCGCAGCUUUCACUGUGACUGAAAACCAGGUGAUGGUGGAUCUUCCUCCCAGAAAAAAAUCUAUUUUUUACCAGAAGUUCUGGAUUUUUUAAAACAUGUGCAUCUGGAUUUUGCAUUAAGAAAUGUUUCCAAUAUAUAACUUAAAGUUUUACAGCCUUUUUCUACCCCAAAGGAUCUUUACUUGAGCAUUGUUUCUUUUGAGAUAAAGCUCGAGACAUCUUCAUCCAGCAUCCCCAAGUCUUGGACUCAGCUUAUCCCCCACUAGGAUGAGAGGAGAGAGGAGGUCUGCUUCCUUUCGUAGGGAGAAACCUGCAGGUCUCUCCCGAGCUCUCAGCUGGCUCAGCGUGUCCAACCUUUCUCGUCAGAACAGACGCAUCUUCCACAGUCAGAACGAGCUCCACGCCAUCCAUAAGCGUCAUGCAUACUCACACACUCAUCUUCACACUGCAGAUGAAGACAAGGAUGAUGAUGAAGACUGGGUAUACAAACCUCAACACAAAAUAGCGGUGUCGAACCUUGAUGAGGAGAGCAAGUGGACAGUUCAUUACACGGCUCCGUGGCACCAGCAGGAGAACGUCUUCCUACCAGGCAGCAGGCCGCCAUGUGUAGAAGAGCUCCACCGACAGGCCAAAGUCAACCUCAAGACCGCCUUGCGAGAAUGUGACAAGUUGAGGAAAGAUGGUUUUAGGAGCUCGCAGUACUACUCUCAGGGUCCCACGUUUUCUGACACCACACAGUCCACCAGCAGCCUGCAGGAUGAAGAGGAUGAUGAAAAUGAUAAAAAGUCCACAGCUUCUUCAGCAGAAGAUGACAAAUCUCAGCUCUCCAUGAGGCCACAAACCCCAAUAGGAGGAAGUGAAGGAGGGGAGGGGUCAGAGGUUGAUGGACAGGUGGUGUGGAACAAGGUCGCCCCCCUCCCUACCCCAGAGGAGAAGAUGAGGCAGAAUGCCAAGGCCGUGCCCACAGACAUAGUCCCCAUCAACGUCACAGGGGCAGUGUUUGACCGACAGGCGAGCAUCCGGCGCUCCCUCAUUAACACUGACACAGUGUCCCGCCGGCCCAAGAAGGUCAAGCGCAGAAAGACUAUAUCAGGGCUGCCUGACAACAUCAACCUGGAGCUAGCAGCAAAAGGACAUGGCGGAGAGCUACGGCCACAUUCCAUGUUCAUCCCGGGUCAGUACUCCACCUUAGGCAGAGCCGUAAGUGUCAACUCAACACUCCGACGUUCUCAGACAAGAGACUCCAGCUGCCAGACUGAAGAAGUGAAGAUCGUUCCCCCGUCCAUGAGGAGAAUCCGAGCUCAGAGAGGACAGGGAAUCGCGGCUCAGAUGGCUGGAAUCUCAGCUUCCUCCUCAACCGGAAGUAUAUCCAUCUCUAGCAGUGACAGCUCUGGGAUCCUGAUGCUGCAGAAUCAGUUUAAUGGAGAUCCUUCCCGCUUUCAUAGUCUGCCCCGACAGGGCGCCAGGGUGUCCCUCAGUGCUGAUCCCAUCUACAGCAGCACCCCCAUUAAGUCAGAGGAGCAGCUGACUCCACAGAGACAGAUUGGGAAACUUCAGGUUGAUGAUACAGCCGUGCACAUGAGAAAUGCCCCAAGGACAAGCACCCUGCCCAGGCCCAAGUCUCAGGAGGUGAGGGGUACACAGGCCAGUGAUUGGGGUGGUGGUCCAGCAUGUGUAGUCUCCCCACAUGCCGCUUACUCUACCUCACUCAUCCCUAAUGCCACCCUGCCUGGCUCCUCUGAGGUCAUCACCCUGAACACUGCUGCUCAGCUCAACCACUCCCCUGUCUUAGCUUACCCCACAGCCCGACCGCUUAGUCUGGCCUCCUCCACCAACUCCGACCACCUGAUCUCCAGUCCAGCCUCCUUCACCCACAGCUCCACCUGCCCAGCUUUGGCAACUUCUACACCCACUCACACAUCAAAGGAUGGUCAUCUGGUAGUUGCAGCCCCCGCCAGUGAAUCCGGGCAGUCAGACAGCAGUAUACACAGCCACAGCACUUUGGCUCCGACGCCUCCAUCCUGCCUGCAGGAGGAGCAGUGGAUCUACGACACGCCAGAGAAUGUGGUGGUUCCACAUCGUACUCUCACCUCCAGCAGCUCCACCCCGAUAAACCAGCUCUACAGCAGUCUGGACCUUUCCUCGAGAACCACCACUGACUCAAGCUCCCUCUAUUCCCAAGAUAACGAUGGGUACUACACUUCCAUGCACAUGGACUCAGGCCUGCACUCUCGCAGCCAUGGCAGCGGGCACGGUGCAGCAGCUGGACGCACUACACGGCACAGCAUGUAUGAGUGUCGUGAGCUGGCCAAUCAGGAAGACUCUGGAAGCUUGUACAGUGAUCGGUCACUUUCCCGAAGCAUCUCCCUCCGCAAGUCCAAGAAGCCUCCACUGCCCCCAGCUCGUACAGACUCUCUGAGACGCAAACCCGGUGGGAAAAAGCCCCUUGGAGGCGUGAGUGCUAUCAGCGGUGCAAGUGAGCCAAAUGGAGCCAUGCUGAACGAGACUCUGAUUGCUAGCUUGCAGCAGAGCCUUCAACUUGGCCUGAGAGGAGGAAAAGGAAAAGGGGCUUCACCUUCCUCGCCCUCUCACAGCCCAAGCAGUGACUAUGAUGACCCUUGGGUGCUACGGCCACGCAGUCAAAGUAGCAUCAGCGCAGGUAGCUCUGCAGCAUCUGUAGGAGCUAAUGCUAACUGUAGCGGCAUCUCAAACGUGUACUCUUUGUGCCAUGUGACGCCCACUCACAGUGAGACCAGCAGCUUACGCUCAGAUUAUGCUGAUUCCUGGGGUUACUACAUGGACUACCCUCGGAACCUUGGAGACCAGAGGGCGCAGACCCCUCCAGGACAAGCCUCGGAUAACAUGUCUAAUGGGGCUCAGAAAGGAGAUUUACAGAAUGGAGGUGAAAGUCACAAUAACCAGGCUGCUGGAGCUCCAGGUCAGGAUGGAGGCAUGGCAGUAAAGCCCAAAAUCUCCACCUCCUCCCCAGACAGAGUUCACAGACUGACAUCCCCAUCAAGUGGCUACUCCAGCCAAUCCAACACCCCCACUGCUGGGACCCCUGUGCCAUCAUUGGUCAGGUCCAUGUCCCCCUCAAGCAGCCGGCCCAAGCCCAAAGUCCCUGAGAGAAAGUCGUCCCUCCUCUCCUCUGUGUCCAUGUCCUCCUCCUCCACCUCCCUGUCUUCCAACACAUCCGACUCAGUUAAAAGCUCCGGUCCCCCUCCUCCUCCACCUCCACCCCUGCCCCUCUCCUCUUCUGCUCCCAACACCCCUAUCAGCCCCCCUCCACCCUUCCCUCCUCCCCUGCCACCAACUUCCAGUGCAGGUACUCCUCCACCAUCCACCCCACAGGGCGCAACUCUAAGGCCAUCCCCUGCCUGCUCCACCUCCCCAGAGUUCCCUCCUCCUCCAUCCCCUGACACGCUAAUCCACCCAAGUUCAUCUUUCAAUGGGAGCUUCAGUCCUCCGCCACCACCUCCCCCUCCUGCCCCCUCCAUGGGGCCACCUCCACCUCCUCCACUGCCUGCUUUUGUCCCACCUUCCUACUCCCCGUCUUUGGGGAAGGGGAUGAAGGACUCUUCUAAACUGGCUCCUUCCAGCAGCCCGACAAAGUCGCCUAAGCCUCUCAUCACCCCAUUUGCGCUGCAGAGCGUUCAGCUCCGCUCUGUGAAACGUCCAGAGGAGGAGAUUAACGGCAAAUCAGAGCGCGACAAAGCUCAGGACACGGGGAUGGACCUUCUUCAGGGUCUCAAGCAACAGACCCAGGAGAAAUCUUCCCCCCUGGAGCAUCCCACCAUAUUAGCCCUGUCAAACUGCUCCCAGGAGGAAGAGUCAAGAAAUUCCUCACCAUCACCUGUCUCAAAACUCUUAGAAGAUUUCCCUUUUGAUUGCACUAUCACAGAUUUCACACUAGAUUGUGCUCUCAUAAACGGAAAAGCUGAGGAUCAGAGUGGUAUUUUCUUAAAUGGAAAAGAAAAUACUGAAGAGUCCAGUCCCCCAGAGAGCUCUCAAAGUUCUCCUUUCAAACCGAAACCUCCAGUAGUCUCUAAGAAACCCAUAAUCCCUUUUGUACCACAGUUUAACCCCCAAACAAUCAACGAGCAGGCGCCAUCUCACAAGGAUGAUGCACCCAGUCUGUCACACACAGAAGACCAAGUUGAUGGACUGCAAAGACUCACGACUGAAGAGGAGGAAGAGAUAAAAAGUGAGCAACAGGAGGAAGAUGCGGAGGAAACUUCAGAGAGCUCAGAGAUUCUCGUGGAGAGCAGCGAAACGUCCACUGUUAGCCCUGAUGAGCCACAUAUUUCCGCUUCUAACAGCCAGGAAACAAGUCUGGACCAUGGGCUGUGCACUAAUGGAGAGGCUCAUGAAGAGGAAGAAGAGGAGGGAGAUGGAACGAGUAGCACAACUGGAUCUGUCAGCUCCAAGGAGGACGAGAAUGGUGACGUGUUUGACUCCAGCACGGCUGAAUCGUCUCCGGCCCCGUCAGCCAACGGGGCCCGAGAGGGAAACAUGGUGACCCCGACUCCCUCACGGACUCGAACUACUGAAGACCUCUUCGCUGCCAUUCACAGUGAGGGCAUGCAGUGGGUGGGUGCAACCUUUCUAGACAGGUCAAAGCGGAAGGUCCUGGGUCGCAGGGAGUCUGAGGAGGACAAAUCUCGCACUGGGAACAACCCACAGUCUCCGCCUGUCACCCCUACAAACACAUCCCCAGCAUCCGUGUCGUCCUCUUCUCGCCAGGCUGGCUCCAUUCAGCGAAAUCUCCGCAAGUCAUCCACCAGCAGCGACACCUUCAAAGCUCUCCUUCUGAAGAAGGGCAGCCGCUCGGAGACCAGCUUCAGGAUGUCCGCCGCAGAAAUGCUUCGCACGACUGACCCUCGUUCGCAGAGAACACGCUCCGAGUCGGCAUUGGACGCCUCUACUCCUUCACCCUCCUCCCCUACAGCGCUGCACAGCCCCCUGACCUCCCCCGGGCGUGGCAAAAGGGCAACAGAGGAGUGGAACCGCUACGAGGUUCUGUCUCCAUCCUCGCCCACUUCUUCAUCCUAUUCAAUGAGCGGGUUUAAGUAUGGACGCUCACGUACACCACCCUCUGCUGCCAGCAGCAAGUACAAUGCUCGCAACCGAAUCCUCAGCAGCCCAAUGACAGUAAUCUGUGAGCGAGAGGGAGAGCUGGCUGAAAGUGAGUACGGAGACACUGCAGAAAGUCUGUCAGGAAGCACAAACCCAACCCUCCCUGUGCUUCAGGACUCUAAUGGCACUUUAUCUGAGGAAAGCAGAAGUUAGAGAGCAACGAUGCCCUGAAACUCAGGGAGGUGAACACUCGUCAUAAGCAGGUAAUGGCCAGGAAGAGGAGCCACUGGGCCCUCCAGAGACACCUUCCAGAGCCCGUACUCCCCUUAGCGCUGCCUCUGAGGGAGUGGAUCAGUGGAGACCUGAUGUGAGGUCAGAAAUGGACCGGGCUGAACUCAGUCUGAAGUUGACAGCUGGUUCUGUGGCAGUUCUUUUUUUAACUCCCAUGAUUCUCUCCUUUGUUUGGUGACUUACCCUCUUUGUUAAAAGGAAAAUGUUUCCUUCCUUUACACCUGGUGUUCUUAGUUUGUUUUCCAUUUUUUGCUGUUUUUUUUUUUUUUUAUCUUAUUUGUUCUUAACAUGCAGCAACACUUGACUUUCUUUGAAUGACAAGGUUAGGAGGGCAAACUAAGGUGAACUGAAGGAACUGAAAAGUCACAAGUUGUUUUCUGACUUUGCUGCUGCGGUGCUUUGUAGCUAGGCAGUUGUAAAGAGUGAAAAGUGAGGGCUUAGCUUCUUUUAAGCUUCUGCAUCUUUGCUGGUUCGGAGGAGUGUUCAAGAGCUCCAUGGCGUUGGCUUUAAAUGGCCCAAAAAAUGUUCUGAAAAGAGCUUAAAUUAGUUGGAUACAAGAUAGCUCGCUUAUUGGUACAACUUUGGCUGGAGUAUUUGCUGUUUUUAGUUCAGCUGCUCAGUUGGCAGGGCUGGUGUGUUCAGAGGAAGUGCAGAGGGCUCAGUGCUGCCACCUAGUGAUGGCCAGAGAGUGAUCAGCAGUCGGGUGUACAAGGUCUGACCUAAAAGAGCUUAUCUAAUCUAAAAAAGGCUCAUAAAACACCUACUAAUGGACUUUUAGUGUUGAGAUUUUUGCACUGUGCAUAUGUCUUUUUUCUUUGUUUGUGAGUUAGAAAACUAUGUUUUAAAGAUUGUUUUAAUAAACAAAUGAUGUCAUGACUUGUGUUUUCAAGAAUCUAUAAAUGUAAAGCCAGAAGGAGAAGAGGAGAAAAGCUUAUUUUAUUGUCUGGGACUUUUAGCGAUCGUGUUGAUUACCAAAGAGCCGAGAAACGAACUGCUGGCUGUAAAACUGGACGUAAACACAAUCUGAGAGUGUGACAGCUUAACUCAUGCAUUAGGUUCAGCUUUUGCUAAGUUUGCUGAGACUUAAUUGAAGCUUUUAGGGCUCAAAUGAUUUCUAUAAUGCUGUUGACGUUUCUUUUUUUGCAGUUAUGUAUGGUUCUGUAUGUAAAUAGAUAGAGAAAUGAGUUUAAAGUAACACUUCGACUUAUUUUCAAAGACUUUGUACAUUUUUAGAGCCCUGUGUUUGUUGAAGGGGAAUGCUUUCCUUUUUGUAGAUUAUUUAUUUUCGUGUAGCAGGCCUGUGACGUUCCAUCACUACCAGCUAGCAUCUGACGGAGGCAUGAAGAGGUCACAUUUACUCUGCUGCUCCCACCAGGCCAUUUCAUUCUUGAAAAGGUGCUUUAGAGCAAAAAAUGCAAUAAUGUCAAUAUUUAUGCUUAAGCCUUUUACUGCCCUUAAUCUUGAGUCAUGCAAGGCCUCCCCUGGUGCUCACAGUGAGUAAAUGUGUCCUCUUAACCUGAGGUGACAGGCGUAAGGCUUCAUAACCUCCUAACACCCUGUGGUUUAAUCACCUGUGACCAAAGCGUGUCUCCUAACAGCCAACCUGGCUGUGAUGGAGCACUCGAGGGAGCUUUUGGUGAUGGGAAAUGUCUCAAUCUGGAACAAAACGAGAGAGAGAGAGAGAGACAUGAGGAGUCGUGAGGUAGUGGGAGUUGAGCUGAAAGCAGGCUGCUAACGCUCUGUGUAUGUCUGUGAAAUAAAAACAAGGUGAUAUUUACA
Cheilinus undulatus (humphead wrasse) is the source of this 7855-nucleotide messenger RNA. RefSeq names its product NHS-like 1b (gene nhsl1b). NCBI's taxonomy places the organism in Eukaryota, Metazoa, Chordata, Actinopteri, Labriformes, Labridae. The coding region runs from base 977 to 5998 and encodes 1673 amino acids. The transcript is spliced from 9 exons. The record is from RefSeq and is a predicted model, not a curated record. Gene Ontology annotation, biological process: cell differentiation.